This is a messenger RNA of Nyctereutes procyonoides (raccoon dog), 237 nucleotides long. RefSeq names its product myocilin opposite strand protein-like. The coding region runs from base 1 to 237 and encodes 78 amino acids. The record is from RefSeq and is a predicted model, not a curated record. Lineage: Eukaryota; Metazoa; Chordata; Mammalia; Carnivora; Canidae. The transcript has a single exon.
AUGGCUCAGAAGAGCCCCACAAUCAAUGGCAACAACCUGCCCUAUGGAGACCUGGCCUCCGAGGUGACCAGACGCAGAGUCACCAUGGCCACCAGAAAAGAGCGAUUUACUAAGAAAAGCGAUGAAGCCAGGGCGAUACCCUCCCCUCUGGAUCUGGAGCAAGUCCCUUAUAGUGUGGCUGGCCCUACAGAACCUCCGGCCCCUCCUCCUUCACCAGUAGAAGACUGCAGAAUCUAA